Molecule: messenger RNA, 3390 nt
Organism: Centruroides sculpturatus (bark scorpion)
Lineage: Eukaryota; Metazoa; Arthropoda; Arachnida; Scorpiones; Buthidae
Gene: Hip14
Product: palmitoyltransferase ZDHHC17-like
Exons: 14
Coding region: 178-2082 (634 amino acids)
Biological process (GO): protein palmitoylation
Cellular component (GO): Golgi membrane
Molecular function (GO): protein binding; palmitoyltransferase activity
Source: RefSeq, a predicted model, not a curated record
AUAACUGUAGAGGGCACUCCGGAAGAGGCGAAGCCAGAAGUUUUUAGAUUUGAGGUCUCGAAUUGUGUAGCGAUGUUUUAGUUUUCGGUAUAAAAUGAAAAAAUUAUGAAAUAUUUAAAUAAAAAGAAUGCUGGAAUAAGUAAAUAUACAUCUGCGAAAGGCUUAUUCUAGGAAAGAAUGGCCGAAGAGCAAGAUCCAUCCUGUGCACCGGUUUAUUUUACUGGAAAUGAGUGUCUUGGACAAGAUGAAAGUAUAUCGACAGAUCAGAGACAUCGGCAUCAUAGCGCACCUGAUGUGAAAGAUCCAGUUUCUGAACCUUCUAUUACUUCAGGAGUAGAAGAUUAUAGAAAUUUUCACAUUGUCAAAACAACCCAACAUGGUAUUUUUGAACGGUGUAAAGAAAUAAUUGAAGAUGGAUAUGAUGUAAAUGAAAGAGAUGAAGAAAAUGUUACAUUACUUCAUUGGGCUGCAAUUAAUAAUCGGCAGGAAAUUGUAAAAUAUUACAUAUCCAAAGGAGCUGAAGUAGAUGCAAUCGGAGGAGAAUUAAAAUCUACUCCUUUACAUUGGGCAACUCGGCAAGGUCACUUAGCCAUGGUGGUACUUUUAAUGCAACAUGGAGCUGAUCCUUCCUUAAGAGAUGGAGAAGGAUGUGCAUGCAUUCAUUUAGCUGCACAGUUUGGUCAUACAGCAAUUGUGGCAUAUCUUGUUGCUAAAGGACAGGAUGUAAAUGUUAUGGAUCAUAAUGGAAUGACUCCUCUUAUGUGGUCAGCAUAUAGAGUUACAACAAAUGAUCCAACAAGGUUGCUACUUACUCUUGGUGCUAGUCUAAGUAUGAGUGAUCGCUAUCAUCGCAAUACUUCCCUUCAUUGGGCAGUAUAUGCAAGGAAUGGUGUAGCAGUCUCUCUUCUAUUAAAACAAGGGGCUAAUGUCUUUAUAAAAAAUGGUCAGGGAGACACUCCACGUGCUAUGGCUGAAAAGUUAUCUGCAACAUGGAUUGCUAAUCGCAUUCAUGAAGUUGAGAAAGAAAAAGAAUUACCUAACAAAAAUUGCUGUCUUCGUAUUUAUAAAGACAAAACUCUAAGGUAUUGGGGAAUGUUUGUAUCUCCUUUCCUGCUUUUCUAUCUAGUUGGAAUGAUUUUGGAAUCUGCAGAAUCAUACGUGGUGAAAGCUUGUCUCUUAUUUGGUCUGUUCCUCAUGAUGACUGUUGUCAGCAGAUUUCUAUUUGAUGAUAGAAUAUUAAAUAUCAUUCCAAUAUCAGUGUAUCUCUCCACCAAGUUCUGGAUGUAUGUUACUUGGUUUACAUACCUUUGGCCAUAUAUUGGAGAUUUAUGGAAUACCUUAGGCUUUUUGGGAUCAUCUACUCUCUUGUUUUAUAGUUUUGUUAAAGCAUGGAAGUCUGAUCCUGGUAUCAUUCAGAUGGAUCAGGAACAAAGAUAUAGAAUGAUAAUAGAGUUAGCAGAAAGAGACGGAUUCGAUCCCGUGUGGUUUUGUAGCACUUGCUUGGUGCGUCGUCCUCUUAGAUCAAAGCAUUGUGCGGUAUGCAAUCGAUGCAUUGCAAAAUUUGACCAUCACUGUCCGUGGGUGGGAAAUUGUGUUGGUAUAGGAAACCACUGUUAUUUUGUUGCAUAUUUAUUUUUUCUACUCAUAAUGAUAUGUUGGUGUCUUUAUGGUUGUGUUGUUUUUUGGUUAUACCACAUUUCUUGGAAGAGUUCCACCUUUUUGAAUUUCCUAUGGCUCUCGUUAUCUGUCAAUGGUUGGGUGUCUUGGAUAGCCUCAAAUGCCGCUCUUCACGGCAUGUGGGUGGGCUGUUUACUUGUGUGUCAGAUUUAUCAGAUUGUGUGGCUGGCCAUGACAACUAAUGAGCGAAUGAAUUGUGCUAGAUACUCACAUUUUAAAAGGAACAAACAAGGAAUCAUCAUCAGCCCUUUUCACCAUGGAGUGUGCAGAAAUUUGGUGGAUUUUUUCGAAUGGAGAUGUCUCGGACUAUUAAAACCUAACAUUCAGGACUGGAAGCAUUUUUAUAAUUUGGACGACUCCGGAGAGAAUGCCUCAUUAUUGCCACAUAGUCAACAUUAUGUGUGAAGACAAUUCUGUUCACAAGUUUUAUUGUUUGUUUAGUGUAAUUUCCUAAUAGAAAGAUCGACUGUUGUACGGACAAACGAUAUUACGUAUAUUUAUUUUCUCUCACACUGGGCUUUGUAAUAUCCAAUGAAUGUACAUAAUUCAUAAUAGAAGAGUGAGUGUGUUUAUGCUCUCAGAGGAUUUCUUUUGGCUUGGACACAUUUGAGCAUUGCCCGAUUGUGCUGGGACCAAAACAUUUUUUUGAUAAUCAAUUUAAUUUUUUCAUUGGCUUCUGUAGACAUUAUAUUUUUACUUUUAGUGGUAUUCCUGCCCGGAUAUGGAUCCGUCAACCCUUAGUGUCGUGCGUACUUCUAUAGGCAACUAAAAUUUAGUCUCCCGUUAAUUCGACCCGAAUCUAAACUUAACAUAUAGUGAUGAUUUCUAGUUUUGUUUCUAUGGCAGGAAGUCCAAUGGUGCCUUUGCAAUCUGGCUAAAAUGCCAAUUAAUAGUUUUGAGAUUUUGGGAGGGUUGGGUAUUAACUACUUAAGCUAUUCAAAAUGCUGUCAUUUAGAAAUAUAUCAUCAUAAGGGUCUGUGAAAUUCAUUUAUUUAUUGCGUCAAGAUCAAAAAUCAUCAAUUAAUAAUUUUGAGGAGGGAUAAACAUUGGUAGGCAAACAAUCCACCGUUUUUGUUUGAAAUACUUUUUCAGACUCCUUAUUUAUUUAAGAGAUAAUUAUUGUAUAAAUUACAAAUAUUUUCCAGCACAAGCACUCAAACUAGUCAAAGCAGUUGCAAGCACAAGCAUCGGUGUUAUCUUCUUCCAUAUCUUCCUAAAAUUUCCAUCUUACAAUGCCAAAGUCUUAUCCAUUAUUAGUAUUGUAUGCAGAGAUGCAAACGUGGAAGUUUUAACCAAAAUUUUCAUCACGUUGCCGUUCUCUGAAAUGAUUUUUAUUAUGUACAAUGUUAAGAGUUCUUUUUAACACAUUUAUACAUGUCAAACAACACUUAUUUAUGUUGAGAAAUGCUGCAUGCAUUGUCGAGGUACGUGUUGUUUAUAAUUUUAUUAAGUUGUAACAUUGUUCGGUUAUAAAUGUGAAUGUUUAUGCUUGCUUCCUUUUUAUAGAGAGCAAUUUGUUGAGACUUAUUCCCUAUUAAUCAUUGUAUUUUGUCCAUCAUUUAAAUUUGUACCUUGAAAAAUUAAAUUUUUUUUAAAUGUCACAACUUUUGUUUUGAUUUAUAUAUAUAUACAACACGCACAUACACAAUAAUAAUGUGGAUAAUUUAUGGAUUGUUUUCAGAUUCAGUUUGAGUAAAAUUGGUAGUAACUCCA